CAUUAGGCCAGAAGUUUCUCAUCAAACAAGCCGCCUUACCUGCCACUACCCACUACUUCAGCGACCACACAACAGUGGAAACAGCCAUGGCGACGCCAUUUUACCCAAUGGCGUCCAUGGUUUGGUUCCAGUGCGUGUUCGCGGCGAUAGCGCUGAUUCUGCUGGCUGGAUCUUUGCUUGGGAGAAUGAAUAUAAAAGCAUGGAUGAUGUUUGUGCCUUUGUGGCUAACUUUUUCAUAUACAGUUGGGGCAUUUAGCCUUUGGGGUGGUGGAUUUUUGUAUCAUUGGGGUGUGAUUGAUUAUUCGGGUGGUUAUGUUAUUCAUCUUUCUUCUGGGAUUGCUGGCAUUACAGCUGCUUACUGGGUAGGUCCAAGGACAAAAAUUGACAGAGAAAGGUUUCCACCAAACAAUAUCUUAUUGAUGUUAGCAGGGGCAGGGCUACUGUGGAUGGGAUGGGCUGGUUUCAAUGGUGGAGAUCCCUACAGUGCAAAUAUUGAUUCCUCCAUUGCUGUACUCAACACUAACAUCUGUGCUGCAACAAGCUUACUUGUCUGGACAUGGCUCGAUGUUAUAUUCUUUGAAAAGCCUUCUGUCAUUGGAGCUGUUCAAGGAAUGAUUACUGGUCUUGUUUGUAUCACUCCUGGUGCAGGUCUAGUUCAAGGAUGGGCAGCUAUAAUAAUGGGAAUCCUAUCAGGAAGUGUACCAUGGUUUACAAUGAUGAUCGUUCACAAGAGGUGGCCAUUGCUCCAGAAAAUCGACGACACGCUCGGCGUCUUCCACACGCACGCCGUCGCCGGUUUUCUCGGCGGCACGCUCACCGGACUCUUCGCCAAGCCGGUCCUCUGCAACCUCUUUUUGCCCGUGACCAACACGAGGGGUGGCGUUUACGGCGGUUUAGGUGACAUCCAAUUCUUAAAGAUAGUUUCCUUGAAGCGCCUUGAUUGCGGCGUCCAGUUCAUGAAACAGAUUGUGGGUGGUGGAUUUAUUAUCGGAUGGAACGUCGUUGUGACUUCGAUCAUUUGCUAUUUGAUAAGUUUGUUAAUGCCACUGCGCAUGUCGGAGGAGCAACUGAAGAUAGGAGAUGAUGCAGUGCAUGGCGAAGAAGCUUAUGCAUUGUGGGGAGAUGGAGAGGUUUAUGAUUCAACUAAGCAUGGAUUAUCAUCUCCAGAUAAUACUACUCAUGGAAAAAUUGCUAGUAGGAAUACAGAAAUGAUCUAG
Nicotiana tabacum (common tobacco) is the source of this 1217-nucleotide messenger RNA. NCBI's taxonomy places the organism in Eukaryota, Viridiplantae, Streptophyta, Magnoliopsida, Solanales, Solanaceae. The record is from RefSeq and is a predicted model, not a curated record.